AUGGCUGAAGAGGAAUCUGUGAAAAUGAUUCGGGAGUUAGAAAGAGAGGAGGAUUUGAUUGCUGCAGCUAGGCAUAUUGUGGAAGCUUUAGGUUCGAAUAAGAAUCUUACUAGCGAUACUAAGAAGAUUUUGGCGGAUCUUGGAUCGCGGUUGUCUUCGAUGAACAUUGAGAAUGAGAAGGAGGAGAGGAUGAUAGGGAAAAACGAGAGUGAUAUCGAUGACGAAGAGGCGGUGAAUGAGGGGGAGGAGGAGGAAGAGGGUGUUGGUGUUAUUGAAAAACGAAUUGGUUUGAUUCAGGAGAAGAUAAUGAAAUGGGAGGAAGAUGAGUCAAUGAUUUGGGAUUCGGGACCUGAGGAAGCGUCUGAGUAUUUGAACGCGGCUAAUGAAGCGCGGAUAUUGAUUGAGAAGUUGGAGAGUAUGCAUUUGAGUAAAGAGGAUCAAGAGUAUAAGUUUUUGCAAAGGGCUCAUAGUGUUCUUCAGACGGCUAUGACGCGGCUUGAAGAAGAGUUUAGCCAUUUGCUUAUCCAGAAUAGGCAACCUUUUGAGCCUGAGUAUGUCUCUUUUCGGUCAAGCGAGGAAGAUGCUGCUGAUGGGAAUUCGUUUGUCUCUUUAGGUGAUGAUUCGUUUGAGGAAUCACUUCGAAGAGAUAGUGUUAGUCGAGCCGCUGAAGAGCAUGUCAUUGAUUUAGUUCAUCCGGACGUAAUCCCCGAUCUGAGGUGUAUUGCGAGUUUGCUUUUUGCUUCGAAUUAUGCGAAGGAAUGUUCGCAAGUUUAUACCAUCGUUCGGAGAGAUGCUUUGGACGAGUGUUUGUUCAUUCUUGAAAUGGAAAGGCUUAGUAUUGAAGAUGUGUUGAAAAUGGAAUGGAAUACUUUGAAUUCGAAGAUCAAACGAUGGAUUUGGGCUGUGAAAAUCUUUGUUCGGGUUUACCUUGCGAGUGAAAGGUGGCUUAGCGACCAGAUUUUCGGAGAAGGCGAGCCUGCGAGCCAAGUUUCUUUUGUCGAUGCAUCGAAAGCUUCAAUUUUGCAGCUUCUGAAUUUCGGCGAAGCGAUGUCUAUUGGUCCUCACAAGCCCGAAAAAUUGUUUCGAAUUCUCAACAUGUAUGAAGUUCUUGCUGGCCUUAUGCCAGACAUCGAUGCUUUGUAUCCGGACGAGGCUGGCUCCUCGGUUAAAUUUGAAUGUCACGAGGUUCUAGACAGAUUGGGAGAUUGCGUGAGGAUAACUUUUCUCGAAUUCAAAAGUGUGGUUGAUUCGAAUCCGUCAGUAACACCUUUAGUUGGUGGCGGAAUACAUCCUUUGGCGAGGUACGUUAUGAAUUAUCUUCGGACUCUUGCCGAUUACGGCGAAGCGCUGAAUCAUCUUCUCAAAGACCAAGAAGAAGAGGAUGCCAUUUCGUCGUCACCCGACACAAGUCCAGGUACCGAAGAAGACAACAAAAGCCAUGAAUCUCCCGGUAGAUUUCCAUCGAUGGCGCGACAAUUCUUAUCGUUCGCCUCCGUCUUGGAAAACAAUCUCGAGGAGAAAUCAAAAUCAUACAAAGAAACCUCAUUGCAGCACUUGUUCUUAAUGAACAACCUUCAUUACAUGGCUGAAAAGGUCAAAGGAUCUGAACUUCGGAUCAUAUUCGGCGACGAAUGGAUUCGAAAACACAACUGGAAGUUUCAGCAGCACGCGAUGAAAUACGAGAGAGCCUCUUGGAGUUCAAUUCUCAGCUUACUUAAAGACGAAGGAAUCCACGCGCCCGGUUCAAAUUCCGUCUCGAAAACUCUUCUAAAAGAGAAGCUACGAAGCUUCUACCUCGGUUUCGAAGACAUUUACAGAAUCCAAACAGGUUGGUCAAUUCCGGAUGUUCAGCUUCGCGAAGACUUGCGGAUUUCGAUAUCUCAAAACUUGAUUCAAGCUUACAGGACAUUUGUUGGAAGGCAUAAUAGUCACAUUAGUGACAGGAAUAUUAGAUACACUGCUGAUGAUUUAGAGAAUUAUCUUUUGGAUUUCUUUGAAAAUUCUCAGAAGUUGUUGCAAAAUCCUCUUAGGAGGUGA
Molecule: messenger RNA, 2037 nt
Organism: Vicia faba (fava bean)
Lineage: Eukaryota; Viridiplantae; Streptophyta; Magnoliopsida; Fabales; Fabaceae
Source: the annotation of a GenBank genome assembly